CAAGAGAGGGGAGGGAGGAGAGAGAAACAGCCGCCUUCAAAAAUGGCGUCUUCAAGGGAAAAUGACUAAUAUUAUGAAAAAAAGACGAGGCCGCGAUCUCAAAAUCUAGUUGGAUUAAAUCGGAAUCAGGACGUUGAUUAUUUUUUUAGGUGUAGUAUAUCGUCUCUUUCUCAAAACGCGAAAACAAAGGGAGGACGAAAAUAUGAAAAUAGAGCAGCACCAUCUUAUUCGGAUGCGUCGACAGGGCUAGCUCGAUGCUAGCUAGCUCACAACAAAUUUGGGGUGGGAAUUUUUUUGCAUGCCAUAUCGAAAUGCAUUGAGAUUACACUUACUCCUAAUAUCGUGGCACACUUUGCUUGAGAAUUUAGGCUAUAAUGUAACAGCGGUUGAUCCACCCUGCGUGCGUGGCCAUUAGCUUACCUUUCGACUCAAGUAAAGUAAGCGGAGAGAGGGGAGAAGAGGCGGAGGAAAGGACGUGUACGGUCAUAUGUGUACAUCAGUCAUUUAUUGCUUUCCUAAUUACAUUUGAUUAUCUUUUGCAGCACAGCCAUAGGUUUUCAUAGAGAAUGUUUUUUGUUUAACGGUAGGGGAGGGAGAGUAAGACAGGAGGUAACGUUUUCUCAUUAUUAUUUCCAGAGGACGGUGAACACCCCCUCUACCCUCUCCUCCAUUUCUCUCCCUCUCAAUAUGCCGUAUUUCCACUCGCAUGGAUUUGCUUUUUGAACGGAGGAUAAUGAACAGAACCUGACAGUCACGAAGACCUAGUCGCACAGUCGGGAUUAUUGGAACCCGCGUUCCGCUGCCUCCAUCAGCUCUGUCGCACAUAUUUCACUAAUGGAUAGAAAUUACCCAGGAGCGGGCUUUGGUGAUCUAGGCGCAGGAGCAGGAUGGAGCUAUGAGAGAUCGGCGAAGGCAAGUCUGGUCUAUGGAAGCUCCAGGUCAUCGCAUCCAGAGUCAGAACUCCUUCACCGGCAGGCCUACGGCACACCCCACCCUCUGCAGGGCUAUGCAACUAAUCACCACCCAGGUAGCUCUGGCCAGGGAGGAGCCUGGGGUGCAGCUGGGCGAAGUUUGGGCCUGUCAGGGUUGUUUGAUGCAGGGCUUCACCACGCCAGCCCCUCAGGUGCGGAUGCAUCCGUCAUGAACCUGAUCUCUGCCCUGGAGUCCCGCGGCCCUCAGCCGCCGCCUUCCGCCUCCUCCCUCCUCUCGCAGUUCCGCACGCCUUCCUGGCAGACUGCGAUGCACACCCCAGCCCCAGCCGAGCUCUUCAUCUCUGGCGCCCUUCCCGGAUCUGGCUCCUUCCCAUCGUCCUCCGCCCUGUCCGCCUAUCAGCACCCGGCCUCCUUCUCCGGCCGCUCCUUCCCCGGCGUCUCCCUGCAGGACGCCUCCACCUUCAGCCCCACCUCCAACGGCCUCCUGUCGCCGCACGACCCGCUGCUGCACAUCAAGACGCCCUCGCAGUCCAGCCUGGGCUUCGACCGGCUGCUGUCGUCCCAGGGCGCGGCGGCCGCCGCCUACCGCGGGGGUCACGACCCCACUGGCGGCAGCGUGUCGUCGGCCCAGGCGUCCGCGUCGGCCUCGGCGGCAGCGGCGGCGGCUUCAGCGCGCCACCUCCAGUCGCACCAGUUCAACUUGCUGUCGUCGCAGCUCCAGGAUCAGUCCUCGCAGCUGUACGGCGCCUCCGUCUUCUCCUCGGCGCCGGCCCCGCCGCCGCCGCAGCCGAGCACCCAGGAGCGGACGGCGCCGCGGCAGGACAGCGUCAUCAAGCAUUACCAGCGGCCCAGCUCGGCCCAGGCGCCCUCGUCCGCCCCGCACCCCCUCCAGCACUAUCUCAGCUGCGGGGUGUCCGGGUACCAACAGCCCCCGCCGCCGCCGCCGCCGCCCCCCUCCCACUCCCGGCACGGAGGCCUCUCGGCCUGCAGCCCGCUCGGGGAGCACAGCCCCUCGUCGGACCACAAGCCCUCCCCCCGGAUCGAGCAGUACCGGCCCAUCAUUCAGCCGCCGUACCCUUCCUCCUCCUCCUCUUCCUCAGGAGCCGCCGGGAAAGGGACGAAGAGCAGCUCCAGCAGCGGCUACUCGUCCUCCGGCUCGGGGUCGUCGUCGCGGACCCCCCACACUCCCCCGUCGGCGUCGUCCGCGUCGUCCUCCUCUUCCUCCUCGUCCUCCUCUUCCUCGGCGGCCGGCGUGCGGGCGUCCAACUCCCUCCCGACCUCCAGCUCCACCUCGGCGCCAUCGCGCCAGCAGCCGCCCACCCAGUCCGCGCCCCCUCCCCCUCAAACGCACCCUCAACCGGCGCCAACAUCCUCCAACUCCACACAGCAGUCCAUACCCAAGUCCUGUCUGUCCGGCUACGGGUCCCCCGUGGCCUCGGUCAAGCCCUCGAGCAGCCUGACCGGUCAGACGCCGCCACAGCCGCAGGCCCAGCCUCAGUCUUACUCCCCCGGUCAGCCCCCGUCGUCCCACCUCUCGCAGUCGUACGGCGGCUUCAGUUCCCCGCAGGCCCACGACCUGCCCUCCGGCAGGGGCUCUGGCGCCAAGGGCUACGGCAGCAUGGGCGGACAGUCCUACUCGGCCGACUCCGUCUACGGGGCGGAUUCCGGGUACGGCUCGUUGCCGCCCUCUCUGGGGGGCGCCGGGAGCCCGUCGAUGGGCUACGGAGCCGCCGGGCACUCGCCCGCUCUCCUGCGCUCCGGAGGAGGUGGCGGAUCAGGGGGCGGGGGCAACAGCGCGGGCAGCGGGGGCGGCGGAGGUGGCAGCAGCGGAGGCGGCGGUGGGUCGUACCACCUCCCCGACUCCAGCCCCUCUCCCUCCGGCAAUUCUGGAAUCAUCCGUCCAGGGCUGCACUCCCCCGUGCCCUCCCGGCCUGUCCAGUCGCCCGUCGGGGCCGCCGGCUCGAACAAGUACCUGUCGUCGGUCCUGUCCCCCUCUUUCCUGCCGUCGCCUCAGGGCUACCCCGACACACGGGGACCGCGCUCCCAGUCCUACCACCCCCCGCCGCCGCCCAAGUCCAAGUCGGACGCGGGCCUGCUCGGGGUGGCCGAGAGGGGAGCUCCGCCGGAGGACGACGACGAGGAGGACUUCCUCAUCCAGCACCUGCUGCAGUCCCAGAGCCCCGCGCCCCAGGCCUCCCACCACCACCCUCCGCCGUCGGCCCAGCAGCAGCAGCAGCCUGUGGCCUCCACUCAGGAUGCCGGCAAGGGUCUGGCCUACGAGAUGAGCAAGAGCUCCGAGGAGAGGUACCACCUCCAGAGCGUCAUCCGCACGCACAGCGCCACCUCCAACAGCGGCGUCUCCGGACCCGGCGCCAGCGCGGGCCUGGACGGCCAGCUGGAGAUGUCAUUGAAGAAACAGCAGCAGCAGCAGCAACAACAACAUAAACAACAUCAACAACAACAACAACAACAGCAGCAGCAUAAGCAGCAUCAACAACAACAACAGCCACCACAACAACACCAAUCGCAACAUCAACAGCAGCAGCAUCAGCAGCAACACCCGCAGCAGCACCAUCAGCAGCAGCAGCAGCAGCAGAAGAGCAGCAGGUCCAUCAACGACGGACGGGGCAGCGCGGAGCAGGCGCACCCCCACUCGCACCACCACGACGCCCUGGGCUCGGUGGUCCACUACGGCCGCGGCGACCCCUACUCCCAGCACCCGCUGUCGCAGCACGCGGCCGGCCACCACCCGCACAGCUCCCACUCGUCCCACUCCUCGCACGCCCCGCACACCCCCACGCACCCGCACCUGCACUCCCACCCCCACAUGGAGCUCCAGAAGAAGGCGCAGGACUCGGCCGACAUGGCGUACGUGUGCAAGACGCCCGAGGUGCCGCCGCAGCAUCACCAUUCGCACCAACACGCGCAGCAACAACAACAACAGCAUCAACAUCAACAGCAACAACAACAGCAUUCACAACAACAGCAACAGGCGCAGCAGCAACAGCAGCACCAUCAUCAACAACAGCAGCCUCCGCCCCAGCACGCGCAGCACCACCCACAGCAGUCCCACCCGCAGCAGUCCCAGCAGCACCACGCGCCGCCGUCGCGUUCAUCCCAGUCGCAGUCGUCCAUCUCCAUGAUGGACUCUCCGACCGACCAGCCGCGGCAGCCUCCGCACCUGCUCCAGUCGGUCCUCUCCCACACCACGCGGAACAAGAUGGAGGCCCAACAGCAGCAACAACAACAACAACAACAACAGCAGCAGCAGCAGCAACAGCACUCCAUGAGCCAGCAGCAGCAGGCCAUGAUGGAGGCGGCAGCCGCUGGGGGCGUGACGGAGAGCCAAGCCCGACAGCAGCAGCAGACGUCCCAGCUGCAGCUCCAACUCCAGUCCCAGGCUUUAGAGUCGGUGGGCCACUACGGGCGCGCGUCUCAACAACAGCAGCAGCAGCAGCAGGACCAGUCUCGGUCCAAGUCCUCGACGGUGUCGUCCCUGGACAUGCUGGAGCGCUCGCUCUCGCGGACGUCCAGCACGGAGGGCGGCAUGGGCGACGAGAGGGGCAGCGGCGGGGGAAGCGGCGGACGAGGCAUGGGCGCUCGGGGAGAGGCCGGGAGCGGCGGGUCCAUGGACCGCCACCGAGCCCAGCAGGAGCAGCAGCAGCAGCAGCAGAGACACCCGUCUCACCACGCCCAGCAGCACCACGCGUCCGAGCUGCACUCCUACCUGUCGGAGCCGGACCUGGGCAUGUCGGCGGCGGCUGCCCACGGGCACCAUAUGCCCACGUCGCACCACCAGGCCCCUCCGCCGCCACACCCAAACUCCCACCACCAACACCCCCACUCACAGCAGCAGCAGCAGCAGCAGCAGCAUCCUCGCGCCCAGAACCACCCGCACCACAUGUCCAACUCGCAGGCCGGUGGGUCAGCCGGCCAGCAGCAGCAGCAGCAGGACGGUCCUCACCCCGGUCACUCGAGUCAGCUCCAGCAGCCGCCUCCGCUGGAACAGGCGCACCAGGCGUCCGAGCAGCAGCACCAGUACGACACGCGGAGCCCGGCGGUCAAGCCCGGCGACAUGGGCCAGGGCCCGCCGCAGAGCCAGAGCCAGAGCCAGAGGUACGUGCCGCUGCCGUCCAUCUGCUUCCCGGACUCGCUCCUGCCGGACGAGGACCGGUCGUUCUUCCCGGGGAUGGAGGACAUGUUCUGCCCCGACGAGUACAAGUCCAGCUGCCACGGGGGCGAGAACCAGGGGCAGGAAGCCGUGUCACAGGGCCACGGGGGGCAGGAAGGCAUGGAGGGCAUGAAGGGGGCAGGAUCAGGUAGAGGAGACGGUACCGAGGGCGGCUACGACAUGCUUGGACACCACAGUGACCAAGGGUACGGCCAGUACUGCCCCGACCUUUCCGAGUCCGACAACGGAACCAUGCACCUGGACCUGGACUCGCUGAAGACUCACGAGCUGCCGUCCACCGUCAACACGGAGCAGCUGGGCCUGAUCCAGUCCCAGCCGCAGGGUCUCGGCAUGGGCGGCGCCGGAGCCAUGGGAGACGGUCCCGGGAACAAGAUGCAGAGCGCCGCCGGUUCCGGCCCGGGCGCGGGCGGACUCACCUCGCCGAUCUUCUGCUCGUCCCGACCCAAGAAGCUCCUCAAGUCCAGCUCCUUCCACCUCCUCAAGGAGAGGCCCGACCCCAACUCCAUGCCCAAGAAGAGCUACGCGCAGGAGUACGACUUCGAGGACGACGAGGACAAGGCCGACGGCCCCGCCGACAUCCGCCUGAACAGCCGCCGGCUCCCCGAUCUGAUCCCCGACCUCGUCUCCAGCUGCCGAAAGUCCGGCGGAGGCGGAAUGGGAGGCGGCGCCAUGAACCCGCUCAUGGAGGACCUCGACUUCGGGUACCCCUCUCUCGGCCCUCCCCCUCAACUGCUGCCCCACGACGGGCCCAAGAAGAGGGGCAGGAAGCCCACCAAGCCCAAACGGGAAGGACCCCCACGGCCGCGGGGUCGUCCGCGGAUCCGCCCGUUGCCCGAACCCCAGCUGUCGAGGAGCAUGAUGGGCGAGAUGGGCACGGGCUACGUGCCCCCGGAAAGAGGCAGGGGCCGCGGACGAGGCAGAGGCCGAGGGAGACGAGACGAGGCCAUGAUGGACAUUGAGAUGACACACAAGGAGCAGAACCAGCUCUAUCAUCAACACAUGCAGCAGCAGCAGCAGCAUCACCAACAUCAACAACAACAACAACAACAUCAUCAGCAGCAACAACAACAUCAACAGCAACAACAGACGAUGCCCCAUCAGCACCAGGAACCCAUCAAACCCAUUAAGAUCAAACUGCCCAUCAGCUCGGUGCCGUCCUCUGAUGCCCUGUUGCGGACGGACUCUCUGUCCGGCACCGACCAGGCGCUCUCUGACGGUUCCGUUGGGUCCGCUCCCUCUCUGGGCCUCAGCCCGGGGACCCCGGGCCCUCCCGACCUCAGCAGAAGCCAGGAGAAGAGCAAGUCCAAGAGCCAGGAGGCUGACGACAAAGAGCCAGAGAAGUCUGGCUUUAUGGCAUCUUUCUUGGACUUCCUGAAAUCCGGCAAGAAGACUCCAGGGAUGGGGAUGCCCCCAUGUCCCGGGGUUGGCCCUGGCAACGGGGACGCCUCUCCGGGAAAGACGGGUGGGAUUCGUCCCCUCUCUCCCCCUCCGCCCCCGCCCCCACCACCCCCGGCGUCCGGCGGCUUCGGCGAGAGCGAGGGCGACGGCAGCCUGUCGCUGGGCAGCUGCCCGAGCCCGUGCAAGCGCCUGGACGAUGAGCUCAAGCGCAACCUGGAGACACUGCCGUCGUUCUCCUCGGACGAGGAGGACUCGGUGGGCAAGAACCAGGACCUGCAGAAGAGCAUCUCGUCGGCCAUCUCGGCGCUCUACGACACGCCCCAGCUCAGCACUUCGUCGUCGCUCUCGGCGCCCUCCUUGCCCCCACCGCCUCCGCCGUCUCUCCCCGCUCCGCUCACCCCCACCCAGCAGCCUCCCGCCCUCAGCCCGCAGCCCCCGACGCACACCCCGCACGGCCAGCACGCCCACGGCCUCGGUCAGCACGCCGAGCCCGCCGUGCUCGAGCGUGAAGAGGCGCCGGAGGAAGAGCCGGAGGAAGAGCCGGAGGAAGAGGAGGAAGAGAUGGAGAUGGAGCAGGAGUCAGAGGAGCAGCAGCAGCAGCAGCAAGAGGAGCUGCGUCGGGAGGAGGAGGAGGAGGAGGAGGAAGAGGAGCGAAAGGACAGCGAGGAAGAGGACGAGAAGGACGACACCGAGGAGGACCGAGUUCCUGAGCUCGAGAUGCUGGGCGUUCCGAAGGUCGGAGACUCUCCAGAACAGACUCCUCUGCCAACGGGCCCCUCUUCUCCUCCUGCCCUCUCUCCAUCCUCCGCUCCUUCCUCCUCUCCCUCUCCCUCUCCUCCCCCGCUCCCGCCUCUCUCCCUCCCGUCACCCCUUCCCCAAGAGGAGGAGGAGGAGGAGGAAGAGGAGGAGGAGGAUGCUCCGCAGCCGGACAAGGAGGAGCAGCAGCAAUCGUCGGCGGCGUCCUCUCCCGCUCCCCUGAGCCCGCUCGCCCCCUCCAUCCCCGUCCUCUCGCCCCCGCCGCCGCCGCGGCCCUCCUCGGCUUCCCGACCGCCGUCCGCCCCCCUGUCGCUGGACGCGGCGGGAGGAGGAGACGACGACGACAACGACGACAACGACGGCGGCGACGACGACAACAAUGUGGCGCCUACCGCCGCCGAGUCAUCGCCCUCCCCCAGCCACUCGGGGGGAGAGUCGUCUCCGGCGCCGUCCUCGCCCGCUGCCCCCGAGUCCCCUGCGUCCCCUCAGCGGGCGGCGCCGGCGGCCCUGGUGCCCCCCGAGUCUCCGGAGGAGCCGCCCACGCCCCAGAUCCUGCCGCUGCACCUGGCGCAGAAGCAGCCGGGCGCGGCCAUCACCGGCGAGAGCGAGGAAGACGAGAGCGAGAGCGGCGGCGAGGGCAUCUUCCGCGAGCGCGACGAGUUUGUCGUGCGCAUCGAGGACAUCAAGCAACUCAAGCUGGCGCUGCAAACGGGCCGAGAGCCGCCGCCUAUCUGGAGGGUGCAGAAAGCUCUGCUGCAGAAGUUCAGCCCCGAGAUCAAAGACGGCCAACGGCAGUUCUGUGCUACCAGCAACUGUCAGUAUUUGGGCUACUUUGGUGAUGCGAAGAAACGGUACCAGCGGCUGUACGUGAAGUUCCUGGAGAAUGUGAACAAGAAGGACUAUGUGAGAGUCUGCUCCCGCAAGCCAUGGCACAGACCCUCCGUCACGCUCAGGCGCCAGUCCCUUCAGAGGAUGGCCGCCCCUGCCAACAACCAGUCGGCCCCUCUGGCGGAGAAGGAGGAGAAGGACAAGCCAAAAGAGAGGGAGCAGCGCGAGACGAGAGAGAGGAGCAACGCCAAGGAGCGGGAGCAGCGCGCCUCCGACCGGGCGGUGAAGACGAAAGAGAAGGAGCGCGAGAAAGAGAGGGAGCGCCGAGCCCCGCCGGCCAUCGAGAAGGCCGAGAAGAGGAGCACGGCGGCGGCGACUGCCGAACGCGCCAAAGCGAAGGAGGAGAAGAAGGGAGGCGGAGGCGGAGGCGGCGGCGGCGGAGAGAGGAGGUCGGAGCGUCCCUCCAAACCGGUCCAGGUCAAGGCCAAGGCCGAGCCGCCGCCGAAGAAGAGGAGGAAGUGGCAGAAGGAGGUGCCGUCGUCAUCCUCGUCCGACUCCUCGGCCAGUGAGGAUGAAGUAUCUGUGCGAGGUGGGCUGAACACACGUGCCAUGAGGGAGAUGUUCCGCAGCUACGUAGAGAUGCUGGUCAGCACGGCACUGGACCCCGACAUGAUCCAGGCGCUGGAGGACACUGAAGACGAGCUGUACCUCCCGCCCAUGCGAAAGAUUGACAGCAUCCUCGGCGAACAGAAACGGAAGCUCCUGAGGAGAGUCACCAUGGCCUCCCAACACCAGGAAGCCCUUCACACCUUCCCUCAAAUAUCUGCCGACCCGCUUGAUUCUGGAACAGUGAGGGUGCGGCUAGGCGGGGAGGGCUACAAUCGGAAAACCCUGAACCGUGUCAAAAAGAGUCUGCCCAAACCACAGGACCUUAAACUGUCGACUGAAACGUGUCGCAUCUACAGCCUCUAUCAUUCUCUUCAUCAUUAUAAAUACCACACAUUCCUACACUGUAAAAAAGAGACUGUCAGUAUAGAGCAGGCUUCAGAAGACCCUGGCCAAGAGGAGGUGGUGCAGCAGUGUAUGGCCAAUCAGAACUGGCUUGAGACCCUUUUCAACUCCUUUAUCGAGCUCAUGGCCCUCAGCUCAAAAGCGUGAGAGAGGCAGCAGGAGCGAUGAGGAGGGUCAAAGUGCUGCCCUCUACAGUCCUGGCUGAUGUAGUGCAGGCAGAAGGACUACGAGGACAGGAGAAAUGAAAUUUUAGAACAAUUUCAUAGGCGAGAUUUGGAAGCUGCUGCCAUGCCUCGGAUCUGUUCUGGAAUAUUACACGAAAAUCUGCCUGACUUCAAGGCAUCAGUGCGAAACAAAAAGUGGGUCGUAAAUAUCCUUUUUGAAACCGAUUCUUAUAGCUUCAGCACCUGACAAGAAAUGGGACUGAGGGUGACGUGGUGAAGAAGACCACCGUCUCCACCCUCUGUAGUGAGAUUCACUUGAAUGAGAAGAGUAAGAGGCCAUUGUGAAACAGGAGCCAUCGCAUUUAAAAGAUAAACAAGCAAACUCAAUGGGGGGACAGGACAAAACGAUGAAGAUGAAGAAUGCAACGGUGUGGUUUGAGUCACACCUUGCAAAAAGAGAAAAAAAAAACGUUGAUGCAAAAAGACAGAUAUGAUACGGCACUGUGAACCAUGAUAUUCAAGGAAGUACGGAAUCACAUUUCGAUGCAAAAGGAGACUUUUUUUUGUUGUCGUUGUUUUGGGUUUUUUUUUUUGAGAGGGCGCUGUGAGUCAGUUGACUCAUUGUGCACUUCAUUACUGACAGCGUGAACUGGUUCUGAACAAUGGUUAGAGAGUGAAACUGUUACUGUUUUACACAGAAUUAUUUUUUAAAAAAUAAUAAUGGUUUUAUCCUACUCUGUGAGUGACACUACAGAGCAGGUGAGAAGACUGGUAGUGUUUCUAAUGACGAGUGAAGAAUGCAGUGAGAUUUUAAAAUGGACUCCGAGAGGAUGGGUGGCGGGAGGGGGGGUAAAUAUGUAUUGACAUUCAAUGCUUCAGGCAAUGUGAGUGCUGUGUAUGAUGUAGAAUAAUACUAUACACGCAUUUUUAUUAUUUAUACGAAAGACGUUUUUAACAGGAACUCACAUGAGAGAAACACAUUCAUUAGCCCUUGAAGUAACUCUUUUUCGUUUGUUUGUUUGUUUUAUUUGUUUGUUUCCAAAGGUUACAAAUGAAAUGUUUUUGCCACAUUUCCUAGCUUUCUGCCUUUACGCUCUGCACGAAGGAUUUGCGUUCAAGGAGGACUUAAAGUGGCGUCAGUUUUAGUGUUUUUGUUUCAUUUUUAAAAAUAAGAUGCAGAGAAUGUGGAGGAAGAGAGAAAAAAAAGUUAAAUAUAUUUGAAAACUAAACAGCAUUGUAGGCUAUAAUUUCAUUCAUUCAUUCAUCCAUUCAUUCAUUAAAAAAAUAAAUAAAAAAAACAAAACAAAAAAAACGGUUGUAAGAGAGCUUCGAGAAGCAUUCUGCUCCCCACAAGGGAUGGUUUAUGUACACGUAAUAUUUAAGGAUGUUUUCAUUUUAUCCGCUUGUUGUUUGUUGGUAUCAUGAGUAUUAUUUUGGAACAAUCUUAAUAUUUCUGUUUCCCCCCUGAAAAACAGCCUUGUGUAAAUAUUGUACAGCUUCUGCCACAGCCCCCUCUGCUUCUCCUGAACAUGGACUAUCCUUGUAUUUGACAAACAAAUAAAAAACCUUCAAAGUGGAGUAACAUCA
Sardina pilchardus (European sardine) is the source of this 10868-nucleotide messenger RNA. RefSeq names its product proline rich 12a (gene prr12a). The record is from RefSeq and is a predicted model, not a curated record. Bases 835 to 9264 code for a protein of 2809 amino acids. Lineage: Eukaryota; Metazoa; Chordata; Actinopteri; Clupeiformes; Clupeidae. The transcript has 15 exons.